AUGGAGCCGCCGCGCGCCGCCGCGACGCUGCUGAUCCGCUCGCCCAACCGCAAGUUCCGCGACCUGACGGUGCGCUGCGGCCUCGACUGGACCGUGGGGCGCCUCAAGGCGCACCUGGCGCGCGUCUCGCCCGCGAGGCCCUUGUCAAAGGACCAGAGAUUGGUGUACUCAGGCAGAUUGCUUGCAGAUCAUCUGAAGCUGAAAGACAUUCUCAGAAAACAAGAUGAAUAUCAUAUGUUUCAUCUAGUAUGUACCACUCGGUUUCCUCGGAAUUCUUCAGAAUCUGGCACUAAUAGAGAAAAUGAACCAUUGGCAUCCAGCAGCAGUUCUAAUUCAGAUCAGCCAGGAUCAACAGCUCCAUCACCUGGUCAAGAAAACUUGCCUUUAGCCUCUGUUUCUUCCUCCGAUGGAUUGAGGCAACGGACUCUUCCACAAGCACCAACCGAUCCAGCACGGAGUCAUCAAAUCCCGUAUGUAAUGCAAGGAAAUGUAGACAACCAUCUUCCUGGACAAGCAGUUCCAGCUGGAUUUCCAAUGUAUCCUGCCUUCAGCCCACUGCAAAUUCUUUGGUGGCAACAGAUGUAUGCUCAGCAGUAUUAUAUGCAGUAUCAAGCUGCAGUUUCAGCGCAAGCUACAUCAAAUGCCAACCCAGCCCAGCAUGCUGCUUCACAGCCUCUACAUUUGGCCCGUGUUCCUGGUGAAGAACCCCCACCAGCUGCCAAUCUCAUGGCCCAGGAUAAUCGACCCAUGAAUGAAAACGUUCAGAUGAACGCACAGGGAGGUCCAGUGCUGAAUGAAGAAGACUUGAACCGAGACUGGCUCGACUGGAUGUACACUUUCUCACGAGCUGCCAUCCUACUCAGCAUUGUCUACUUCUAUUCUUCCUUCAGUCGGUUCAUCAUGGUCAUGGGAGCCAUGCUGCUGGUCUAUUUGCACCAAGCUGGAUGGUUUCCUUUUAGGCAAGAAGGAGGUCAACAGCAGGCUCCUAACAAUAAUGCUGAAGUUAAUAAUGAUGGGCAAAAUGCAAAUAAUUUAGAACUUGAAGAAAUGGAACGACUCAUGGACGAUGGGCUUGAAGAUGACAGCGGAGAAGAUGCAGGGGAAGAUGCCAGUGCAAUGCAGAGGCCUGGACUAAUGGCAUCAGCUUGGUCUUUUAUCACCACCUUCUUUACUUCUCUAAUACCAGAGGGACCUCCCCAGGUUGCCAAUUAAACCUAAAAAGCUGUGCCAGCUGCAAAGGGAGGGUUUGACUUUAGGAAAGUGUUUUAAAUAACAGUGCAGUUUCAAAAAUUCAUUACUUUCUUUCCAUCAUCAUGUAUAGAGGUGUUUUUUCUUUAGGCUUUACGUGCAUAUGAAUAUUUUAAGCACAACGAACUGCUGUGAUUUUUUUUUUUUAAUUCUAACAACAAUAGUAUAACAUAUUGGUCUUUGGGUUUAAUGAA
Molecule: messenger RNA, 1442 nt
Organism: Suncus etruscus (white-toothed pygmy shrew)
Lineage: Eukaryota; Metazoa; Chordata; Mammalia; Eulipotyphla; Soricidae
Gene: HERPUD2
Product: HERPUD family member 2
Exons: 8
Coding region: 1-1212 (403 amino acids)
Biological process (GO): endoplasmic reticulum unfolded protein response
Molecular function (GO): protein binding
Source: RefSeq, a predicted model, not a curated record